AUGGGCCAGUGUUGGCUAGCAUACGGCAACAGCUGUUCGACCGGCUAGUGUGCGUGUGCUUCUUCUUCUUACUACGUAGUGCAGUGUUUAUCUCACGUUUUUGUUUUUGCAAACUGAUAACGCGACGCAAUUUAGUCUGUAGUGAAAAUUGGGUUUUCAUAUCGAUGGAAAAUCGGCCACGAUGAGCGGCAAUACACACGGACUCAGCUGGUUUCCACAAUUUCCCAACAAAUUCGUAUCCUGGGGCCAGGAAAUCCAUUUGUACGAGGUGCGCCGCAAAGAUGACCACAGCCAGAAAAGUCGUCUGCCUUAUAUAUCCGUGAACUACCUCGCCAACGAGUCGCGCUAUCAAUAUGCCCGCUGCGUGGCCGCCUCCUAUCACAGUGACCAGCCCAUAAUUGCAGUGGGUCUGGCGGAUGGCAAAGUCGGGAUUUGCAACUUCAGGGACACCUACGACAGCAGCUGGGAGUACACUCCUCGCCAGCAGCGCAUGUGCACCUGCCUCGCCUGGAACCAGCUGGAUGCCAAUAUCCUGGCCAUUGGACACGAUCGCCAUCGGAAUGACACCUGCAUCACCAUCUGGGACAUCGAGCGUGGUGUUCCCAAGGAAACGGCAAACUUCUUCGGCGUCGGCGAGUCGGCCAACUCCAUAUGCUGGGAUCGCAAUCAUCGCACGGUCAUUGCGGGGAUGAGCCAGAAGAUGAUCAAGCUGUUCGAUCUCAGGCAGAGCAACGCCACCUGCCAAAGCAUUCAAACAAAGACAGUGCAGGGACUUUCAGUUUCCCCCAAUGGCAACUAUCUGUGCAGCUAUGUGGACUCGGUGAUCACUCUGUGGGAUCCGCGGAAUAUCAAGAGCCCUCUCAGGCAGAUUCAGUCCUCCAAGAACCAUUUGCAGAUCGCUUGGUGUCCCACCAGGACAAGCCUGCUCUCCUCGCUGCAACGGGAUUCCUCCUACAUCACUCUCUACGACAUCCGGAGUGUGGACACAGAAAAUUCCGGAGAGAUCUACCACGUAAAACGGCAGAUUAGUCCCUUUCCGGCUAAAUAUCAGCACAGUGGAAAGUUUACGUUUGUUAAUUGUCUGUCGUGGCAUUCGAGAGAUUUCGAGAGAGCUCUGCUCUUGGCAGAUGCGUUGAACAUCCUGGAUUUUCGAUUGCCAGCCACCUUGCACACGGCGCACAGCAAUCGCCGGAAAUUGCCACUUCUUAUGCAGCGUCCGCUCUACCCACCCGCCUCACCGACUUCCUCUGCAGUCACGCCCACUCAGCAGCAGCCCACGACCAGCUGCAGCACGAAUAGCGCGAGUUCCCUGGACUUCAGCAGUCCUGGUGGUUCGCCCUUCAAUGUGGACCUGCUGGAACCGGAACUCUUUGAACUGGAUCUGGUGGACGAGACGCGUCAGCGCGCUCUGGAAGAUUACGGCAUUAAGCCCGAUAACAAGCGAUUUGGAGAACUCCAUUUGACGCCGUAUCUGCGGAAUGUGUGGGCCACCUUAAACAAUGUCUACAGCGAGGAUCGAUUGACGGGCUUAAAGGCCACUUUGGGCAUCAAUUUGGGACACACCUCGGAGGCCUUGAUGGCCAGCUCCCGCAUCGAAUCUCAGGUGCUCCAGUGGCCAGAGGGCAUUAACAACUCCAACAAACUCAUAUGCUACAGGAGUGAGCAGCGAGAUAUGGCCCUCCAACUUUGCGGCUGGGCCUUUGAGCAGGAGCUGGAUCGCUUUAUAGACCAGUUAUAUGCCAACAAGGAGUACAGCCGGGCAGCCAUGAUCUGCGUGUUCCACUUGCAAAUUUUCCAUGCCUGCAACAUUCUGUCGUCGGCGGCGGACAACAUGAGGGAUCCCAGCAUGUACAGGAUCACCGUCAUCGCGUUGUCCAGUUUCAAUGCAGAUCGGUGUAGUUCCACGUGGCGGAAUCAGCGAUCUAGCGCCAACAUGCAGAUACACGAUCCACACUUAAGAGCUGUCUUCUCCUUUCUAACCAUGGAGAAGGAUAAUUUUGAUGCAGUGCUUAAAGAGGAAGGCGUUUCCUUAUCAGACCGCAUGGCCUUCGCCUGCAAAUAUUUGUCGGAGACCAAGCUGGCUGACUAUGUGACGCAGCAAAUCCAGGCGGCCAUAGAUCACGGCGAUCUAAAUGGCUUGUUGCUCACUGGAGAGUCGCUGGACGGAAUCAAUAUACUGCAGUCUUACAUGGACACCAGCUUCGAUGUGCAGACGGUAGCCCUGGUGGCCAUCAACUACUUCCGGCAAGAGCACUUUGCGGACAAGCGCAUCCAGUACUGGAUCGCCAGCUACUUGGAUCACCUCAAUAGCUGGGGUAUGUGGGAGAAGCGGGCCGAGCUGGACAUCAAGAUCGAGAGCAUACGCCCUUCCUCCCGCAGAUCCCGCACGGUAUUCCUGUCGUGCAACUUUUGCGGAAAGUCUGUGUCCAAUGCCUUGCUGGACGAGCCGCGCCCACGGAGCACCACCACUAGCACCAAUCGGCUCUCCUCCUGCCCCAGCUGCCGAAAGCCCCUGCCCCGCUGCUCCCUCUGCCUGAUGCACAUGGGCACCAUGGUGAACAUGAACAAUGGGGAGACCCCGAGCACCACGCCCGACGUACCCGGCUGGCAGACCAAGCCCUUCUCGAAGUGGUUCUCCUGGUGCCAGACCUGUCGCCACGGUGGACACACCGAGCACAUCAUGCAGUGGUUCAAGCAAAAUUCAGAGUGCCCCGUGUCGUCGUGCAACUGCCGCUGCUUCGACAUGGACGGCACCAAGCCGAACACGUUGAGAGACAUUUCCUAGCUGUCCGGAGCACCUAUCCACAGCCCUUACUCGCCCAGGCCAUAUGCAUAUGCAUUAAGUUGUUGAUUUGUUCCCAACGCGCGCGCCUUAAACAAACUCAGAAGUGUUCAUUGUACUUAGACAAGGGAUGUGCCCGUAGCAUUAGUGUUUAUGACCUAUCAGCUUUUAGCUGCUCAAAUGCAUUUUAUACUUACAUUCAAAUAAAGGACUAUAGAUAUUUUGCCGCUUUGCGUUUGAAAGUGGAAAGCGUUAUAUCUGUGCGUUUUGCAACACUUUCAGGCACUAUUUAUAAGCAUUCCUGUUAGAACUGAUAACGGUCACACCGCUUCGCACGUUUUUAUGCGGCGUUAUUAUUUUUUGUUGCUUUCUGACGUAAAUCUGUAGUUGUUAAAGCCCCGAAAAUCGUGCUUCCACUCGUAAGGCUUAAGUGAAUGGUUAAUAAUAUUAUGUGAUAACACCAAAACAAACAAAUCAAGAUAUAGUGAGUGGAAGAACCCAAAAGACAGCGCCGAUACACAGGAUACAUAUAUAAAGACGUUUUCAAAAAUAAGGAGAGGCAGACUUGAAAAGACUGCCCCAAUCACCCAGUUCUACCCACAUCCCCCCA
Drosophila erecta is the source of this 3392-nucleotide messenger RNA. RefSeq names its product GATOR complex protein MIOS (gene mio). Lineage: Eukaryota; Metazoa; Arthropoda; Insecta; Diptera; Drosophilidae. The transcript is spliced from 8 exons. The coding region runs from base 182 to 2785 and encodes 867 amino acids. The record is from RefSeq and is a predicted model, not a curated record. Gene Ontology annotation, biological process: positive regulation of TORC1 signaling; cellular response to amino acid starvation. Gene Ontology annotation, cellular component: cytoplasm. Gene Ontology annotation, molecular function: protein binding.